Syzygium oleosum is the source of this 1658-nucleotide messenger RNA. RefSeq names its product transcription factor FAMA-like. Gene Ontology annotation, biological process: positive regulation of DNA-templated transcription; stomatal complex development; guard cell differentiation. Gene Ontology annotation, molecular function: protein dimerization activity; DNA-binding transcription factor activity. Bases 222 to 1421 code for a protein of 399 amino acids. Lineage: Eukaryota; Viridiplantae; Streptophyta; Magnoliopsida; Myrtales; Myrtaceae. Gene Ontology annotation, cellular component: nucleus. The transcript is spliced from 5 exons. The record is from RefSeq and is a predicted model, not a curated record.
UUAUCUUGUCCAAACAAAAACCUUCUCAAACUUCAUAAACACCAAAACCCCACUUUGCUCCUUGUCCCAUUACCAUUUCUCUCUCUCUCCAAUCAGGUGUGAGAUCCAAGGUGGGUGAAAUCUCACCAGGCUUUUCGUCCUUACGUGAAGAACUGAGCUCUGUUAGGGUUUUUCUGAUUGAAGUCAUACAGAAGCGUAUAUAUAUAUAUAUAAACAUUCAAAUGGAGAAAGACGAGAACUACUCGGCCAUCCAAGAUAAUCACGCUUUCAAUGAACAACAUCAGCAUCACCAUCAGUUCGUAAGAUCACGAGUCGUCGAAAUCCCAUUACACCACGACGGUGGCAGCGGUGACAAUAAUGGAAUGGUGGAUUACAUGCUGAAUCACCCUCCUCAACAAGGCCAUCAACAAUUGAUAUCUCCGCUCGGGUUCUCUGGCUCUGGCUCUCUUGACAAGUUGAGCUUUGCAGAUGUGAUGCAAUUCGCGGACUUUGGGCCCAAGUUGGCCCUCAACCAAGCGAGCCACAACUCCGAGGAUGAAGCCGGGAUUGACCCGGUUUGCUUUCUCAAGUUUCCAGUUUUGAAUGACAAUAACGAAGAAAGAAGAAUCGACGACGAGGAUGGAGUUAGGGAGGAUCGAGAAGCUGCUCGGUUUCCCGAUAAUGCUUCUGUGCAAUUGCAUUUUCUCGGGGAAGAUUUGCAAAGCAACAAGAGUUCCGUGGCGGCAGAGGCCAGCAAGAGCAAGAGGAAGCGGCCACGGACUACCAAGACAAGCGAGGAAGUUGAGAGCCAGCGGAUGACUCAUAUAGCUGUGGAGAGAAAUAGGAGAAGGCAAAUGAACGAGCAUCUCCGAGUUCUGAGGUCUCUCAUGCCAGGCUCUUACGUACAAAGGGGAGAUCAAGCUUCUAUCAUUGGAGGCGCCAUUGAAUUCGUGAGGGAGCUGGAGCAACUCCUCCAGUGCCUCGAGUCUCAGAAGCGGCGGCGGCUCUACGGGGAUGGCGGCGGGCCGCCACCCUCUCUCCCUGUGCAACAGCCACCUCACCAGCCGCAGCAGCCCCAGUUCUUUCCCCCACUGCCCGGCCUCCCCAACGACCCAAUAAAGCUCCCAGACUUCGACACCGGGCUCCAUGAGGAGACGGCAGAGAGCAAGUCGUGCAUUGCCGAUGUGGAGGUCAAGCUCCUAGGGUUCGACGCCAUGAUCAAGAUACUGUCAAGAAGGAGGCCUGGGCAGCUCAUCAAGAUCAUUGCAGCUAUAGAGGACCUCCAACUCAAUAUCCUUCACACAAAUAUAACCACCAUUGAACAGACCGUCCUCUAUUCAUUUAAUGUUAAGGUUGCGGGUGAAGCGAGAUUCACAGCAGAAGACAUAGCGAGUUCGGUUCAGCAGAUAUUCGGAUUCAUCCAUGCAAAUAGCGCGAUGUGAUUAUGAUAAUAAAUCAACUAGUAAGAGAGAGAGUUGACAUAUUGAACGUUGCAUUACAUAAUGUAGUUUUUUUCUUUUGAUGUUAGAAAAAUACUAGGGUAUUACAUUCUUGUACUGGCCACAAAAAAAAUAAUUACCUAUUUUCCCUUUUAAUAUACUGCACUUAUCGUUUGAAAUAAUUACAGGCUGAGACACAUACAUUCUUUGUGAGUAAAUUUUCAUUGCAUUGUACCAUAA